Molecule: messenger RNA, 1314 nt
Organism: Penicillium olsonii
Lineage: Eukaryota; Fungi; Ascomycota; Eurotiomycetes; Eurotiales; Aspergillaceae
Source: the annotation of a GenBank genome assembly
AUGUGCCAUACCUCUGUUGCGACGAUGCAAACUAAUUUCAAUAGUUACUCGACAGGCCAGGCGCAGAUUAGUGAGGAAUUUGGCAUUUCAAGCGAAGUUUCCACGCUAGGUACCUCGUUGCUGUUAUUCGGUCUUGGUCUUGGCCCAUUGAUCUGGGCUCCUCUCUCGGAGCUCUAUGGGCGCAAGACUGCUGUCCUGCCACCAUACUUCUUAGCGGCCAUUUUUUCUUUUGGUACUGCGACCGCCAAGGAUAUCCAGACCAUCAUGAUCACCCGAUUCUUUACUGGAUUCUUUGGCUCGGCUCCUGUCACCAACACAGGUGGUGUCUUGAGUGAUAUCUGGACGCCCGAAGAACGCGGCGCUGCUAUUGUCGGCUAUGCCAUGGCCGUGGUAGGAGGACCAGUCCUUGGUCCCAUUGCCGGCGGUGCAAUCUGUCAAAGCGGACUAGGAUGGCGCUGGACUGAAUACAUCACCGGUAUAAUGAUGCUUUUCUUCCUCGCGAUGGACCUCCUCUUCGUGGACGAGAGCUACCCACCAGUGCUACUAGUCUACAAAGCGCAACGCCUCCGCUUCGAAAGCGGCAAUUGGGCUUUACACGCACGACACGAAGAGUGGGACGUCACACUCAAAGAAAUCGGAAACAAGUACCUCAUCCGUCCUUUCCGGCUUCUCGCAACGCCAAUCUGUUUCCUCGUUGCUCUGUAUGCCUCUUUCGUCUACGGCAUCCUUUACCUCAGUCUAGCAGCAUUCCCCAUCGUUUUCCAAGAGAUCCGAGGCUGGAACCAAGUCGUCGGUGCUCUGCCUUUCCUCGCAUACCUCGUCGGUAUUCUAAUAGGCGCUUGCAUCAACCUCGCCAACCAGAAAUUCUACAUCAAACGCUUCAAAGCGAACAAUAAUCGCGCCGUGCCCGAAGCCCGUCUCCCACCAAUGAUGAUCGGUUCCGUUCUAUUUGCCGGAGGCAUGUUCGUCUUCGGCUGGACAAGCCCCAAGCACAUCCAUUGGAUCGCGCCGAAUAUCGGUGCCGUCAUGAUGGGAUUCGGGUUCUUCACGAUCUUCCAAGCGGCAUUGAAUUAUCUGAUCGAUACAUUCCAGAAAUACUCUGCCAGUGCUGUUGCGGCGAAUACGUUCCUCCGCUCGGUCUUUGCGGGUUGUUUCCCGCUUUUCACGUCGGCCAUGUUCCAUAACCUGGGUGUUCCUUGGGCUGCGAGUAUCUUGGGAUUCUUGGCUGUGGCGCUGAUUCCUAUUCCAUACUUGUUUUAUAGGUUCGGAAAACGGAUUCGAGCACGCGGGACGUGGUCGAAGGAUUCGGUUUGA